Haliotis rubra (blacklip abalone) is the source of this 6878-nucleotide messenger RNA. RefSeq lists its product as uncharacterized. Gene Ontology annotation, cellular component: nucleus. NCBI's taxonomy places the organism in Eukaryota, Metazoa, Mollusca, Gastropoda, Lepetellida, Haliotidae. Gene Ontology annotation, molecular function: protein binding. Gene Ontology annotation, biological process: signal transduction; regulation of DNA-templated transcription. The record is from RefSeq and is a predicted model, not a curated record.
GUUCUGUGGUUCACCUUCCACCAGUAUCAUCUAGUGACCAGCUACGUACUGUCACAGAACGAUCUCUCCUACCAGGCUGAUGUUUCUGCAGAUAAAGAAAACCCAAGCAAGUCCAGCACAGUGUUGUAUGGCCACAAGUUCCCCACCCCAGAAACGACCAUGGGAGGGAGGGUGCUGUGUGAGUACUGUGGGGUGACCAGUACUGCAGCAUCACUGGCCAAGAGUGCACAAGACAGCCUUCGUCCAAGUUUCCUCACAGAAAAUAACAUGAAGCUUAUCAAGGGUAAAAUGGUAGGAUCAGUUGUUGUCCUUGAAGCCAAUGGAACAGCACAAAUGAGAUCACCUCUGACCUUGAUCGAUAACCCUACCGUGACCUUCACCUUAAUGACGUCUGAGACCUUGAAAGUGAAACUGAAGUUUGUCUCUCCAAAGGAUGAAGAAGCCUUGACCUUUGACCUUGCUGGAGGUGUCGGUGCUGUAGUGGAUAACGGCAAGAAAAAUAACUUCAAAUGGAUGAGUACUUUCAAAAGUGCAGGAAUUCCAGUGACCUUCACCUUGGUGGCAGAUAAGGAGGACAAGAUGACUGUGAAGUAUAAGAUUGGCCAAGGAAAGGUUGAACGGAUAUCGCUACCAGCCAUGCCGCUGAAGCUGAGUGUGGAACACGAUGAGCCUUCGUGUUCUUUCACCUUGAGUGGAUACAGUUUCAUGCAAUCUAACCUUGAGGUGAAGGUCGGCAUGAGGCUGGAGGCACUGGAUCUACUGAACCCUUCUCUAGUGUGCGUGUCAACUAUCGCGGAAAUUGCAGAAGAUGGUAAAUGGUUAAUCCAUUUUGAUGGCUGGACAUCGAAGUAUGAUUACUGGACAGAGCCAGAUGUGAAGAAUCUUCAUCCCCUCGGGUACAUGGCAGCUGUUGGCCGCACAAACAAGAACUACUCCCCAAAACUGCAGGCUCCUAAAAACUAUGGCCGUCAGUUUGACUGGGCGCAGUACCUUCAGGAAGAAGAUGCAGAUCCAGUGCCCUGGGAUUUCUUCUCUGAUAUCCAGAAAGAAGGCACUCCCCCAGAUGAGACGUUGAGAUGUCUCAACAUAACCACCUCCCCGACAUCAUCAAGCGGACCGAAGCAUCUUCGCUGCCAGAGUAUGAAAAACAGAGGCUCAGUAAUUGAGCUGGACGUGAGGAGGAUGUUGAGAGAUCCUUCACCAGAUCUCCGCGACGAUCUUAGUGAGUUUCUUACUCGCAACCAGCGUCUAUUCUGUGUCCUGCCCACAUCACUGGAUGUCAACUUCAUCCGGUAUCCAUCCAUGUCGGCCAUUGCCAACCACACGGAACAGAAUAUCCACUUCCUGUGUCAUCCUGACAAGUUUGAUGUGCACAUGGUGGAUCUCCCUGGAUUUGCCUUCCAAAGUCUGGCCGGGUACGCAGAGAUGGAGACGGUGCUGAUACUCACCUACCUGGCGUUGCUGCUGCAGGAGCACACACUGCCAGGAAAGCUGACAAUGCUGUGCCCCGGAGCAGAGAAGAUGGACCAGGACCAGGAGAAGAUGGAGAUCGCCUUCAGUCGACUGAUGCGGAUGUAUUUCAAGAUGCUGUGGUUUGUCAGUGGGAGACACAUCUUUAAGCAGUCCAAAAAGCUGCAGCGAAGAACUACUUUUACUGGAGACCGUUUGACUCUGGAGUCCAGUGAAGCUCUUAGUGUGACCUCGAUACUUAUGGCUGCCAGAGAGAAGGACUCCUUCAGUGCCAUCGUGAGCAGUCACGGCAACCUGGAACAUGUACAAUGCAAACCCCACGAGCUGGCCAUGGCUCCCGUGUCCGAAGUUUCCCAAAUUGACCUGAACUCUUUUGACAACUAUCACCAUCUCAUAUUUAAACUCGAUCUACGAAACAACCAGAUCAAGGAGCUGCCUGAAGAUAUCUUCACCCGAUUCUACAACCUUGCUGACCUCAACUUGGCGCGAAAUCAACUGAUGACCUUGCCCUCUGUUGCAAAAUGUGAUCAAUUAACAUCUAUCGAUGUUAGCUACAACAAACUAGCAGCCCUGCCCGGAGACUUAUCUCAUGUCAAGGACAAACUCGUCUUCUUGAACAUAUCCCACAAUCCUCUGUACACACUUCCUGUGGUGGUUCAGUUGUGUAAGAAUCUGGUGGAACUACAUGCAGACAAUGUGGGCAAAGUGCCAAAUUUGGACGCAAUAUGUACCAUAAUGCCUGGCUUGGAGAAGCUCUCCUUAAACUACAAUGUCAUCGAGAAGUUGCCGUCUGCUUUACCGUCACAGCUGAAAGUGCUCGGUUUGGCCGGAAUUCCCAUCAUUGAACCGCUGGCGUCGUCCAAAGCAACAUAUACCUACACAUCCUUUGAAACAUUUCUCAAUGAAAACACAGUCCUGUCGAAAAUGUCGGAACAGGACAGGAAGAACCUGUUCCAGUCUGCCGACCCCGGGAAGACGGGGUCACUGACCCGGGAUGGGGUCAUACAGAUCAACAAUACGAUGAUGUCCAAUGAAACAUAUCUCCGAUUUGGACAAAGAAAGGACACUCAAACGAAAGACAAGAAGAGUGGACAGCUCCCAGACUUCCUGAUGGCGUGCACAACGCUGGAGACGCUGGACGUGUCCAACAACUGCUUGACCAGCAUUGAGGACUCCAUAUCAGGCCUCACUAAACUAGAGUCUAUCAACCUCAGCAACAACCUUCCUCUUGUAUCAGUAUCUGCAGAAAUAACUGCCACUCCACUAAAAGAAUUGCACUUGAAGAACUGCCCAGCAUUGAAAACCCCUCCUAAAGAGGUUGUUGGCAGAGGAUUCAAGGCCAUCCUGGGAUACCUACGGCGACUGAGGAUGGGGUCGGUGGACUGCAAGCGAACGAAGUUGAUGUUUGUUGGACUUGGAGGAGCUGGCAAAACCAGCCUGGUUCGAGUACUGACAGAUGGCAGCUAUGCCUACUACACCGACUACGGUGAAAACAUCACCGACGGUAUCGACAUCACCCGAUGGGACGUCCCUGUCGAGGGAUCCAAGGAGCCCAUCUCCUACAGCACAUGGGACUUUGCUGGACAGACCGUCUACUACAACACGCAUCAGUUUUUCCUGUCAAACCGAGCCGUUUACUUCCUCCUGUGGAACAUCCGACUGGGCUACGAACAUGCUGGUCUGGACUUCUGGCUGAGCUCCAUCGCAUGCCACGCCCCUAAAGCUCCUAUACUGGUGGUUGGCACACACUGUGAUAAGGUAGAGAAGCCGAGGAUGCCGACAGAUGACUUGCUGCGACGCUACCCACAGAUCACAGGCUUCUACACAGUCAGCUCGUACACGGGUGAGGGCAUCGAGAAGCUGAAGUCUGACCUCAUCAAGGUCACCCUGGAUCAGAAGUACAUGGGGGAGAAGAUCCCCGAGGCCUGGCUCAACCUGGAGAAAGUCCUCAUAAAGGCAAGGAACCAGGAUCUGAUGCCGUGGAAGGAUGUCCAGAAAAGUGGAGAAGUGUGCGGCAUAGUUGACGAAGUUGAACUCACUCAGUCCAUCCAGUUCCUGCACGAUCUUGGGUCAGUGCAGUUCUUCAACACUCCCUUCCUGAAGUCCUACGUCGUGGUCCGGCCACAGUGGAUUGUGGAUGUCAUGGCCUGCGUGGUCACUGUGCAUGAAGGCCCAGUUCAGAACGGACGCCUGAAACACACUCAGAUGUCAGAGAUCUGGAGUCAGUACUCACAGGAGCUUCAUCCGUGGCUGCUGAGACUCACAGAGGAGUUUGAUCUGACAUGUCCCCUGAAGGACGAGGACACCAACAUCGUGCCUUGUCUACUCCCUACUGUAGAACCACAGUACAACUGGCCGGCGCUGAAGACAGGGUACCGAGAGACCAAAAUGAUGUACAGCUACGACUAUCUGCCUGCUGGACUCUUCAACAGAGCCCAGGUCCGACUGCAUCAGUUGACGGACGGGUCAGUGAUGUGGAAGAAGGGGUCACUGCUCAACAAGAACCAGCACACCGCCCUGCUACUGCAGAUCAGUGCCACUGAUGUACAGGUCAAGGUACAGGGGUACAAGCCAGAGAACAUCCUGUUCCUGGUCCAUGAAGUGUUUGAGUGCCUUAUUUCUGAGUCUUACAGCGGCGUGCAAUAUGACUACUUUGUGCCUUGCAUGGAUUGCCAGUCAGAGAACAUUGUGGAUCCAUGUAUGUUUCCUGCAUCGAAGGUGCUGCGUGCAGCGGAGAUGAAAGCGCCGUUCCUGCAGUGUGACAAGUCCUUCCAUAUCAUGUCCAUUCCCGAGCUGCAAGCCAUUAUGCCACCAGACCGAAACAGCGACUUCGACGACCACCUGGGCCGGACAGUCCGGGAGUUGAAGGACUUGGAGGACACCUCCAUCAGCAUCUUCUUCUGCUACUCCAGGAAGAACGUCCCCUCUCUGGACAUGGAGCACAAGAGAGUCCAUCCUGGAACCAUCAUAGAGGGGCUUCGUGAGGGCGGGAACAAAGUAUCAUUCUGCGACACCCCAGAGACCACGGACAUGGAGACCCUCACUCUGUCCAUGAAGGCAGCACAGGUGGUGGUUGUUGGGAUGUCCGACGAGUUCAUCGAAACCGAGCAGUGCCGCAACCUGAUUGUGUACUGUCAGGAGACGCUGAAGAAACCUCUCCUCCUGGCGCUGGUCGGAGACACGAUUGGAUGGCAGAAAUCUGACCUUAACCUUCUACUUGCAGAUCACGUUUAUGUAAAGAUCUACGAAACGAAAACGUUCGACAACAAGAUGAAGGAGCUGCAGGAGGCUGUCAAGGUCAAGGCCGGGCAUUUAAAGAAGGUACGUGACUUCCCCAAGUGCUUUAUCAGCUACUGCUGGUGCAACUCGAAGGAGGCCGUGGAGCAAGGGUCCCAGGCGAAGCCGGGGGCGGCGCUGGGUUGGGGUGACCCUCGCAGACUGAAGCGGUUCCUGGAAGCCAAGGGAAUCAAGUGCUGGCUGGACAUUGAGAGGAUGGGACAGGAGGGUUUCUUUGAGGACAUUGCUGAUGGCCUUCGCAAGUGCAAGGUCAUGAUUGCUUGUGUCUCGGAGCAGUACGCAGAGUCGAAGAAUUGCAAAAUGGAAUUCCGCUUUGCCAUCUCAACACUGAAGAUUCCUGUCAUCCUUGUUGUUGUCGGAACCAGUUACAAAUGGGAGAGUACAGAGGUCGGCAUGAUCGCGGUUGGCCACGAGUGUCCGAAAGUCAACCUGCAGUAUGAUAACGAGGCUGGGCUGCUGGACGUGCUGAGUAGGGUCCAGGAACUCAUCCCCAGGGAGGAGGAAGACACAGAGAACCAGACCUCAGACACCCAGCGACAGACUGCCUUCCAGGAAGUCCUGGAGUUGGCAGAGAGGAAGUUCCUGCGUCAACUGAUGACGUACGCAGACACUAUGGAAGGUGAAGGUUACCCCCAUCUCGCAGUGGUGGACAUCAACCCUACCCCCCAACUGACGGAGGAGGAGAGACAGGCACUGGAUGGGAAUUCUGACAGGGAUGAGGAGGGGUAUAGGAAGCUGUUGGAGGAGACGAAGGAGAUGAAUGAGGAGGUACAAGAGGAGACAAUCAACAAGAUCUACAAGGAGAUUGAGAAGAAAAAUCAAGAGGUUCUCAAGCAGGCAGAGGCUAAACUGGCUGCAUCCAAAUACUGCUUCAGAUUGCUGUGUGAACAUGAACAGGGGUGGCAUCCCGUGCCCGACAGCAUCCCGUUCCCCAGCCUUGAUGUACCUGAUGAUGAUUACCUGAAGACUGUUGCGCCGUACCUGGCUCGCCUCCAGUCUAUCCUGAAACACUCCAGUAUGGACAUGAAGCUGUUGACAACUGCUGAGGGGGAGAGGUUGAGGAUGAAGCUGGAUGAGUGGUGUGCCAGGACGGACAGCGUCUUCCAGGAGGAGUACAAGAGUCUUCUGCAGACUGUGAUGGAACAAGACAAGGACGGCGCCAAGUGUGGACUGUCAAGGUGUCACAUGCCGAACGCCCUAUACCGAACGGGAAGACGCUGUGGCUGUGCUGUGAACAUGAGCAGAUGUCCUACAGCUCCACGGCUCUUCGAUACAAAGAACAGCUGGAGAAGAAGUCGAAGGAAGACGAUGUUGAGGAAGAGAUGAAACCAGGGGAGGGAGCUGAUGGCAAAAAAUCUCAACAUAAUGAUGAUGACGAUGACGAUGAUGAUGAUGACAGUGAUGAUGAAGAUGAAGAGGAAGACCAGGUGGCAGAAAUUGCCAAACCUGAUCCCAUACCUGUGAAGAAAACUCUGAAGAGACAGACCUCGCAAGCUUGCAAUGUCAUGUGAUCUGAUCAGCCAAUCAGAAAUCAUUUCAAAGUGGAAAAGGCAAACCUGCGAUAUCAUGUGAUCUAUGUUCGGCAAUAAGAAUCCAUACCUUUGCGUGUGGAUUUCACCAUUUUGAUCCAAGACCAGCAUCACUUUCGCCCUCACAUGCUGUGAUAUAGCUGCAAUAUUUUUCAUCGUAAAACAGUUCACAUAUUUCGAUAUUACUCAAAAGUUUGGUUUGGGGGGAAAGUGGGUCACUGUCACCUACUUAUUUUCAAGAAGUGUUCCUACGAUUCCACAGACAUUCCAUGAGUCCUAAUGAUAAUUAUAACUAUUUUUAUGAAACAAUGUCCCAAGGCAUAGAUAGGAUUAUCAACAGAGUGGGAUUAAAUUUAGCCAUUCAGUGUACACUUUAUAUGUCUGCAAGUAUCAAGUUUAGACUAAUAGUAAAAGGUUAUCUUAUUACGUCUCAUUUGACACAAGGCGAUAUUUGUGAUGUCUGGGACUUGAAGUGAGUCAUUGGGGCUGCACGUAUGUAACUGAUUUUAAGUCUGUGUCUUCUCACACAUAUUAUUCUUGAUACAGUCUUGAAGCUUUGCAGUAAGACACAUUUAAGAUUCC